Molecule: messenger RNA, 2422 nt
Organism: Neofelis nebulosa (Clouded leopard)
Lineage: Eukaryota; Metazoa; Chordata; Mammalia; Carnivora; Felidae
Gene: ANGPTL3
Product: angiopoietin like 3
Exons: 7
Coding region: 51-1433 (460 amino acids)
Biological process (GO): phospholipid catabolic process; triglyceride homeostasis; cholesterol homeostasis
Source: RefSeq, a predicted model, not a curated record
AAGUCUAGGUCUGCCUACAGGAGAAAAUUAGUUGAAUAAUUACGAUAAAAAUGCACACGAUUAAGCUCUUUCUUUUUAUUGUUCCUCUAGUUAUUUCUUCCAAAAUUGACCAAGACUAUUCAUCAUAUGAUUCUAUGUCUCCAGAGCCAAAAUCAAGAUUUGCUAUGUUAGAUGAUGUAAAAAUUUUAGCCAAUGGCCUCCUUCAGUUAGGACAUGGUCUUAAAGACUUUGUCCAUAAGACUAAGGGCCAAAUUAAUGACAUAUUUCAAAAACUCAACAUAUUUGAUCAGUCUUUUUAUGACCUAUCACUGCAAACCAAUGAAAUCAAAGAAGAAGAAAAGGAACUUAGAAGAACUACAUUCAAACUACAAGUCAAGAAUGAAGAAGUAAAGAAUAUGUCACUUGAACUCACCUCAAAACUUGAAAGCCUCCUAGAAGAAAAAAAUCUACUUCAUCAAAAAGUGAAAUAUUUGGAGAAGCAAUUAACCAGUUUAACUAAAAAUCAACCUGAAAUCCAGGAACACCCAGAAAUAACUUCACUUAAAAAUUUUGUAGAACAGCAAGAUAACAGCAUCAAAGACCUUCUCCAGACCGUGGAGGAACAAUACAGACAAUUAAAUCAACAGCAUAGUCAAAUAAAAGAAAUAGAAAACCAGCUAAGAAGAACUGGUGUUCAAGAAUCCACAGAAAAUUCUCUUUCUUCUAAACCAAGGGCACCAAGAACUACCCCUUUUCUUCACUUGAAUGAAACAAAAAUUGUAGAACAUGAUGACAUUCCUGCUAAUUGUACCACCAUUUAUAACAGAGGUGAACAUACAAGUGGCAUCUACUCCAUUAGACCCAGCAACUCUCAAGCUUUUAAUGUCUACUGUGAUGUUAAAGCAGGUAGUUCAUGGACAGUGAUUCAACACCGAAUAGAUGGAUCACAAAACUUCAAUGAAACUUGGGAAAACUACAGAUAUGGUUUUGGGAGGCUUGACGGAGAAUUUUGGUUGGGUCUAGAGAAGAUAUAUUCCAUAGUAAAGCAAUCUAAUUACGUCUUACGAAUUGAACUAGAAGACUGGAAAGACAACAAGCAUUAUAUCGAAUAUUCCUUUCACUUGGGGGAUCAUGAAACCAACUAUACAUUACACCUAGUUGAGAUUACUGGCAAUGUCCCCAACGCACUCCCGGAACACAAAGAUUUGGCAUUUUCUACUUGGGAUCAUAAAGCAAAAGGACAUGUCAACUGUCCAGAAAGUUAUUCAGGAGGCUGGUGGUGUCACGAUGUAUGUGGGGAAAACAACCUGAAUGGUAAAUAUAACAAGCCAAGAGCAAAAACUAAGCCAGAGAGGAGAAGAGGAAUAUAUUGGAAGUCUCAAAAUGGAAGGUUGUACUCUAUCAAAUCAACUAAAAUGUUGAUCCAUCCAACAGAUUCAGAAAGCUCUGAAUGAACUGAGACAAAUUAAAGAGCCAACAAAUCAAACAUUAAAUUCAUCUGGAAUUACUGUGGUUUAAUAAUCUGAUAUUAAAUCCCUAACACAAGGAUUCAGAAAUAGACUCUUGAUUUUAAAGCCACUAUCAACUUGAAAGUAAACAUACCAUCAAAUCACCUCAAAGAACACCAUUUAUCUUUCCCAAUCAAAAUUCUUAUAUCAUUUAUACAUAUAUUUUGUGAUAUGAGUAUCAGUUUUAUAUAGUCACAAUCCAAAUUUUAACCAAUGGGUGAAUUUUUAAGUAAUUUUUUUAAAAUAAAAAACUUACAAGGACUUUUAUUUUAAAAGGCAUCAUGUAAGCUAAUUUUACAACUUCCUCAGUUAAAAAAAUUUUCUUGCCAAAAUUCUGAACUUGAAUAAAUAUAAAAGACUGAUAAUUGUAUAGUUCCUAGAUUCUGUAAUAUUAUUAAUUUAAAAAUUAAAAUUCAGUCAGUUCAGAGUACACAUGAAAAUCUGUAAUACUAAUUUUAAAACUGAUGUUUCAUUUUGCUACAACAAAAUGUGAAACAAAUGUUUGGUAUGCUUUAUUUAGGAAGUCAAAUGAAGCAGGAUAUAAUACUAUAUUGAAGUAGAUUAACUGUCUUAAAUGCAGUAGAUCAUGAUUAUUAGGUCAUAUUGACUUUAAUAUCAGGUAUCACUGUAUCGUAACAUAUUUGUUAACUUAUGUAUAUACUGCAUACAUUUUAUAUGUUUUAACACUUAAUGAUGUGAAAACAAUUUAAAGGGAUCUUGUCAGAAAGUAAUGAGAAAGAAUGUAUUUGCAGCAUCAAGUUAAAGUUUAAUAAUUUAUUCUCCCUGGGCACAGUAUGAGUCUAAUACGUUUGUGUAGGUUGUCAUAUAGAACUAAAAAUCAUAACAAGUUGUUGAAUGUUUAAACAGCCUGACAGAUGUGUAUGUACAUUUUCAAAUUCAAUAAAGACUCAUCCCUUAAUAUAUAGAAAUUUAAA